AUGCCGCACUCUCGCUCAAAAACAUCUUCCCAAGCCGACGUUGUCGGCCAAGGGAAGCGCCUGUCGCUACAGUUCCCCAUCCAGCCAUCAAAUGGCACCAGCUCGCCUGGCACGUACUCGCCGCGGUCGCGCCCGUCUUCAUGGGUAGCGCCUUCCAAAGUGCUCUCGCCAGAGAGCGAGACGGCCCCGACUGAGAUGAGCAUUCUGGCCGUGCUCGCUGCACAGGAACGCCAUGUGCUCGAGCUCAAGGAAGAGCUUACCAAAGCGGAGGCAGACCUCCAGACGCUCAAGGGACUCUACGCCCGGCAAGAGGCCACCAAAUUCCGCUCAAAAGAGCGCAAGGCCGCCCCCUUGCAGCCGGUCAAUACCCUCAUUGACAUUACCGACGAUCCCGAGAAAGAGGACGAAGCCGGCUCAACCAUAUCCCUGGAGAAAGAGACGAUGGAGCGCCGCAAAGCUGCUCUCCUAGCCAACCCCAAGAGCAGCCCACAGAGCAACUCACAAAGAAAGGUCUUCAGUGGGUCGCGCCAUCUCCGCACCCUGUCCCUGCUCUCCCCUGAUAAGCAAUACGCACCACCCUUCCCCCAGCCCCUCAACCUCCAUGAGGAUGCAUCCACCCCGAGGCAACUUGAGGCAGCUCCCAGAUCAUCCACCUCGUCCGACCACUCGAAGCAACUCAUCGACCUUAGCAGCAAUGAACGCUACGACUCAGCCGGCCUUCCCACCAUACAGCGUGAGCAGCUCAUCCGAGCCGGUACGCAAAUGGCGAACGACCUCAAGAAGGGCCUGUUCAACUUCAUCGAUGAUAUCCGACAAGCCACGGUGGGUGACGAAGCUGUCAACGGUGACGAGGAGGCUGGCUUCACCACGCGGGAUCCCUUGAUCAAGGGCAACAAGAAGUUCGCCAAUGGCCGCCCAGCUCUGAACCGCUCAGCGAGCUCCAAGAAGUCUGUGUCAAAAUCUGGAUCAACUGGUGACGAUUUCUGGAAGGAGAUGGGUCUGAGUGAGCCUAAGACCUCCGCUGUGCACAACAAGAAGACUCACACGAACAAGCCCGCUCAGACUCCGCAAAAGCAGACACAAUCGGUCGUGGACGAGGAAGAAGAAUGGGAUAACUGGGAGACGCCCAACGACGCCUACGCUUCAAAGACUGGCGACGCCCAGGACAGCUCGGAUGAGUCGGAUGCGGCGUCUUCGCACGGCCCGGGCAGCUCCAGGACAAGCACGAGCUCGACCGAUGAUGCUGGACGCGACUCCAAGCGUAACUCGAUACCGUGGCCCGACAUGGCAAAGAUGUCGCCAAGUAACCUGAAGCGCACUGCAUCUCACCUGAUGAAGGAAUGGGAGAAGCAGCUUACGCCUCCUCCCGAGUCGCGGAACUCCAACCAUUCCCACGGAGACUACAUCGGCCGAUCCGACUCUCCUUCUUUGAUCUAA
Molecule: messenger RNA, 1437 nt
Organism: Parastagonospora nodorum SN15
Lineage: Eukaryota; Fungi; Ascomycota; Dothideomycetes; Pleosporales; Phaeosphaeriaceae
Exons: 2
Coding region: 1-1437 (478 amino acids)
Source: RefSeq, a predicted model, not a curated record